AUGUCGUCUCGCCCAAAGUUCAAACGUCCACGGCACACAUUCGUGGCGGACCCACUCAGAGCGCCGCCUGCGUAUCGUGAUAUCCUCUCCGUCGAACUUUGGCAUGAGGUCUUCUCCCACUGCCUUCCGCUCACGCUUUUCGCCGUCCGCAACACUUGCCAAUUGUUUCGCGACAUCGUCCAGCGUCACGAUGGUGUUCUUCUCGCUCGCGCGCCUCUUCUGCUUCCCUAUCGACCUCCCGAUCCUCGCAGACUUAUGCGAUUUACUCACGAUCCUGAUAAAUAUCGGGCCUUGGGCGAACGCUUUGGCAUAACCAAUCCAUGGCCAAGUCGAGGAACGUUUGGCAGCGCAACAUACACGGAGCUGUUGUUCUUGCCAGGAAAAUGCUUUAUAUGUAAAGGGCGAGCGGAAGGCCCUCCAACAUGGAUCACCCACAUGAUCUACAUAUGCUCGCGACGCUGCCGCGUGGAAAUGUUCCGUACCAAGGUCGUGUAUCUGAUACCCAAGAAAGGCAAUCUCCCCAGCCCGACCUUCCCGAUGGAUCGAUAUAUCGUACCCUCUCUUACAAAUCUGGUCAUGACAAAGGCAUGGUCGAAGGCUCCGAAGAAGCUCGCCGUAUUGCGUAGUGAUUUGAAGAAGGCGAGAAGGGAAUACCGGCGACGGGUCAUUGCUCCAUCAACGGCAGAAGAGCGCAAACGUGGCCAAGUAGCUCUCUUUGCAGAAUACCAUUCCCGCCGUCAUAGAGCCCGAGCUCUUAUGCUGAUGGACGACUACAUCGACUUAUGGCGUGGGAAGAUGGACCACGCGUACAAGCAGACGUUGAAAAGAAACAAGGCCUUGUACAUCUCCUCAUCUCCUAUCACUGUCUGCUGGCUGAUGGAAGACAGACUCCGCAAAUUUGCGUCCAAUCGUAGCAUACCCUUCGCAGAAGCCUUCGGUAAUAGCGAGAUACAACGCAUCCUGCUUGCAUGCUCGCGCGAGUUCGGCCGCAUCACGCCAUCCAUCCUCAGUGAUGCGGGUCUGGUUGGACGGGAUUCCAAGGACACAAAAUGUGCCCAUUGCGGCGAAUGGGUGUCGAGAUGUCGUUUGGACUACCACAUAGCCAAUAGUCAUCCCACCGAACUCCGGCAAGAGCGAAUCAAUCCUACGACGGGGAAGGCAGAGUACCGGUGCGGGUUUUGUGAGAAACGCUCGUUGAGAUGGUUUUCCGCGCAGUCAUUGCGGGAGCACCAACAGGAUAGACAUAAUGUACGCGAAGCGGAGGAAGAAUGGCGCCCAUCUGGGGCGGUACUAUGA
This is a messenger RNA of Schizophyllum commune H4-8, 1296 nucleotides long. RefSeq lists its product as uncharacterized. Bases 1 to 1296 code for a protein of 431 amino acids. NCBI's taxonomy places the organism in Eukaryota, Fungi, Basidiomycota, Agaricomycetes, Agaricales, Schizophyllaceae. The transcript is spliced from 8 exons. The record is from RefSeq and is a predicted model, not a curated record.